Molecule: messenger RNA, 3261 nt
Organism: Diospyros lotus (date-plum)
Lineage: Eukaryota; Viridiplantae; Streptophyta; Magnoliopsida; Ericales; Ebenaceae
Product: protein FAR-RED IMPAIRED RESPONSE 1-like
Exons: 3
Coding region: 1636-2379 (247 amino acids)
Source: RefSeq, a predicted model, not a curated record
CUGCCUUCAAACAGCUUGAUCGUUUCUAAUAGAAAAUUUACAAAUAACUAAGUUAAAGAAGCAUGGAGAUACUCAAAACCCUAGGAUUCGCAGGUCUAAUAUGGAGAGCUUCAAUAAUCAACCAAUUCUUGUGGGUAAUUGAGUUUCGAAGCCCCGAAUGAUUGUAAUGGCAAAUUUUGUGCUUGAAAUAUUCUGUUGUGUGUGUGUGCGUUCACUUGUUUGAACCCGUUGGAUAACUUGGGUGUGCUUUAUUGAGAUUCUUGAUUAACAGGGUUCUCCGGGUCUUCCCACGCUGGCGGAGCUAUUAUAUUUGAAAAGGUACCCAUUGAUGUUCAAUUAAUUCAGGAACAGAGAAGUAGCCGCCGUACCUGUAUUAUUUAGGUUUGAUGAAAUAAUUAGUGCCUUCGUACCUAUUGGGUACAAUAAUUAGUUGCAGAUGAUCUACAAUUCUGUACAUAUUACUGAAGAAUGAAUUUGCUGUAGUCUCUGUACGUAUGUUUGCAGGACGAGGAGGCGAUUGUGUUUCAGAAAUGUAGUUUCGUUCAAUAAAAUGAGGGACUCACUGCAUUAAAAAGUAGAACCACCUCCGUUUUUUCCUUCCCAGUUUGUUGUAAAAUUUUCUGGUCUGCUGCAAAUAAAGUUGUCCUUGAUGAAACACAAAUAUGGCUGUAAAGUAUAGAUGCCGUCUAAUCCAGUAAUAAGCUUAAUGCGGCUUCUUGUGCAUGGCUGCUAGUCUUUGAAUUGGCACAUUACUAUCUUCGGGAAUAUGAAGUCAUCUUUAAAAAUUAAAAAGAAAAAAAAACUUUGGGGAUAUGAAGAGUGUAAUUGCAGACAUAAGCUAAAGGUAGCUUAACAUGUGAAAUUCUGCUAUUGUAGCAAUCUAUAUGCACAUCGUCCUAAUGCUGUGAAAGUAUUUCGUAGACUCACUAGUUUAAUCUCCAAUUGGAUGUGCUUAUGUUAUAGGAGCUAAUUGGACCAUGUGGUUAUAGCCUUUUUGUCAUCAAGUGUUCCGAACCCUUUGUUUCAAACCUUUUAUCUGUAUUUUUUGUUGGUGGCAUAGAUACGCUUGCCCAGAUUCCUUAUUGAUCACUCCAAAAUUUGAAGGAGUCUUGAUUGAGCUGAAGUAUCAACAAUUCAUCAAAUAGAUGAUAUUGGCAUCCCAGUCUAGUUCUUGUUCUUACAACAAUAGAAUGUGUAAAUAAAGCAGCACAACUUUGUACAGAAGUGAAAUGUAGAUUUAUUCUUUUAAAUGUCUUUAUUGUAAAUGAACAGAAAGAACAUGUAUGCCUUCCAUGAAACAAGCCCAUCUUGGUGGAAGAAUAAUUGAUGUCCUUUAUAUUAGUAAUCAGUCGGGUCAGUUUUUUCAGAUUGGAACCUAGACUGAACUUAACUGCCUGUGAAUGAAUGUUCUCCAAGAAAAAAGGGAUAUCUAAACUUUUUAAAGAUCAAGAACCAGUUCUAUAUCAAGAGUUAUGCAGUGUGAGCCAUCUUAUGAGAUUCUCGAUUCGGCCUUUUUAUAUUUGUAUAUUUCUAGAUAGAUAUUAGGUUUAUAUUACUUAAGAUAUUGGUUUUGUGUUGGCUUUGGACAAUUACUUCAUUCAUGUUUUUCUUUUAGCAGUGAAUUUCUCGCCAUAUAUGAGUGAGCAGUACAAAAUGAUUGCAGAUUCUGCCAGAAUAGAAUGUCAUAUAGAUACAGAUGUGGACAACAAAAUGAUAGAAAGUUCAGGUGGAAGAGAUGUUUGUGAGUCAGCAAGUGGAGUAAUGCUUGAUUUAUAUGAUGACAGAGACUUGGUUGUUCCUGAAAUAGAUGAGAAUAUGCAGCCAUAUAUUGGAAUGGAGUUCGAUUCUGAAGAGGCUGCUAUGGUGUUCUAUGAUGCAUAUGCAACGCGUAUUGGCUUUAUAAUCCGCAUUGGUAAUUGCCAUCGUUCAAGCCGCGAUGGAUCAGUUAUUAGUCGCAGAUUUCUCUGUAACAAAGAAGGUUUCCGUGUAAAAAGUAAGAAAGUCAAGAAGCUUGAAGUGAGGAAGCCAAGGGAGAUAACUAGGGAGGGAUGCAAGGCAAUGAUAAUGGUGAGGAAGGAGAAGUCUGGUAAAUGGGUUGUCACAAAACUUGAAACAAAGCAUAGUCACCCAUUGGGAAUACCUGCUGGGAAGGUUCGUCAACCUACAGUUCAAGCUGGGCCACAGGAUGAAAAGGAAAAGAAAAUCCGGCAGUUGUCUGUGCAGCUUCAACGUGCAAACCAACAACUAGUAGAGUGCCGUAAGCAACUGGAUGUAGUUUUGAAAGAUGUAGAACAGCAUAUGAACCACCUCACAAAGAGCAUCCACGAAAUAGUUGAAAAUAUAAAAGAAAUUGAAGACGAGGGAGAAGAGCAAUUGUAGCAAAGUCAAUGAAUACAUACUGGCUCUGAAACCUGUGUUCUAAACUCGGGACUGGCACAUCCUUCUCUAGAACUACUAGCAAAGAUCAUAACAGGUUCUUUGCCAUUGGAAGUGCAUAUCGCAUUCAUUCAGAAGUACAUUACACUAUUUUGGUUUUAUAAAGUGAUUCUGUACAUUUCCUACAGCCUGCAGUAAUAGGAAAUCUUCAGUCAAUUUGCAUGCAGAACCCUUUUGCAGGAGAUUGUGCAUUAUCAAGCACCAUGCCUGUGAUACCCGUUUAACGGAAGUAUGCCUCCUGCUAUCUGCAAGUUGUCGCCUUGUACUUGAUUAAUUCAAUAUGGCAUCUACAUUUUGGAUUUUGGUGCCUGCAAGGAGGGAAACCAGUUUGCCGCAAUUAUAUACAAUGGCAUGGCGUUUGCACCGGAAAGAAAUGGGUAUGUGACUGUGAGUGGCAUCAUCUCCCCUUGAAAGACUGUUGAAGUGUCUUCUUUGUUUCGCUCGCUUGCUCUCUCUACAUACAUAUAGAUAGUGAAUUUGAAUUCACUCCUCACGACUAUAUUCCUUUGUCGGCCUCUUCAUCACCAUUCCUGGUGCCGUGAUACCAGCAGCAUUGAGCUGACAAGAAGCUGUUGGGCUUUGAGGUCACCUCUUUCAGUUUCAUCUCAAGCUGGCGAUCAACAUCUUCAUCUUCAUCGGCAUGGAAAUUGAUGAUUCCACUUGAGAUUCUCAUUAAGGACCUUACAUUACGGUAUCAUUAUCAACCUCAAUUGUUGUAUAGGUGAGUUGAUGGUCAAUGUUGUUGAUAUCCUGUAGGGUUGUCUGUUUGUGGAUUGUGGUGUUAUUUACUCUUCAGUUAAUCUAAUACUAGAGCUACAUCAUCAA